AUGGAGAGCUUACCGACAACGGUGUCGGCGAAAACGGACCGGCGAGGUAGGUCUUCCAAGUCUCAGAAUACCUCCAAGCCUUCUAUAAUCAUGGCCUUCUUCUCUUGUCUAGCUUGGCUUUACGUCGCUGGCCGCUUAUGGCAAGAUGCGCAGCACAGAGUAGCACUCAAUACCGUGCUUAAGAAGAAUUAUGAUCAGAGGCCUAAGGUUCUUACGGUGGAUGACAAGCUGAUGGUCCUUGGAUGCAAAGAUCUCGAGAGGAGAAUUGUUGAAACUGAAAUGGAGCUGGCACAGGCAAAGAGUCAAGGCUAUCUCAAGAACCAGAAAAGUGUUUCGUCUUCAGGGAAGAAGAUGCUUGCUGUAAUUGGAGUUUACACUGGCUUCGGGAGUCACUUGAAGCGCAAUAAAUUUAGAGGCUCUUGGAUGCCACGAGAUGAUGCUUUGAAAAAACUUGAGGAAAGAGGAGUUGUCAUACGCUUUGUGAUUGGUCGGAGUGCUAACCGAGGUGAUAGCUUAGAUCGGAAAAUUGACGAAGAAGAUCGUGCAACUAGAGAUUUUUUGAUUCUUGAGAACCACGAGGAAGCCCAAGAAGAGCUACCCAAGAAAGUGAAGUUCUUCUACAGUGCUGCUGUUCAGAAUUGGGAUGCAGAGUUUUAUGUCAAGGUUGAUGACGGCGUUGACCUAGAUCUUGAGGGGUUGAUUGGGCUUCUUGAAAGCCGUCGUGGUCAAGAUGGUGCUUACAUUGGCUGCAUGAAGUCUGGAGAUGUGAUUACUGAAGAGGGAAGUCAGUGGUACGAGCCUGAGUGGUGGAAAUUUGGAGAUGACAAAUCGUACUUCCGUCAUGCAACUGGCUCGCUUGUAAUACUCUCCAAGAAUCUAGCUCAGUAUAUCAAUAUAAACAGUGGAUUGUUGAAGACAUAUGCGUUUGAUGAUACCACCAUCGGAUCUUGGAUGAUUGGUGUCCAGGCAACAUAUAUAGACGACAACCGCCUUUGCUGCAGCAGCACAAAACAAGAGCUGCUCGAUAACCGAUGUAAAUAUGUUCAUUUUCUCAGAGAAAGUGUGUUCCAUGGCAUGAAUACACAGCGGUUUCUCAUCACAUCCAUGGCGCUUUGA
Thlaspi arvense is the source of this 1116-nucleotide messenger RNA. NCBI's taxonomy places the organism in Eukaryota, Viridiplantae, Streptophyta, Magnoliopsida, Brassicales, Brassicaceae. The record is from the annotation of a GenBank genome assembly.